AUGAUCAACGACGCGUUAGGAAUUUGGUCGGUUGAUUCGAAUGCACAUAAGAACGAGAUCGCUCGCACUACUUUCCUCAAGGGAAACUUGUUGGCGGCAAUGGGCAAAAUGCAAAAAGCUUCUAUUGCCUUAAGAGUUGCUUGUCGCCUGAGGAAGGAGAUCACCGAGGAGGAUCGACUUUUGAAGAACUUGACGAUGAAAGACUUUGACGAGAUCGUUGCUUUUUGGGCCCGUUAA
Molecule: messenger RNA, 237 nt
Organism: Penicillium psychrosexuale
Lineage: Eukaryota; Fungi; Ascomycota; Eurotiomycetes; Eurotiales; Aspergillaceae
Exons: 1
Coding region: 1-237 (78 amino acids)
Source: RefSeq, a predicted model, not a curated record